Molecule: messenger RNA, 4925 nt
Organism: Lethenteron reissneri (Far Eastern brook lamprey)
Lineage: Eukaryota; Metazoa; Chordata; Hyperoartia; Petromyzontiformes; Petromyzontidae
Gene: XPC
Product: XPC complex subunit, DNA damage recognition and repair factor
Biological process (GO): mismatch repair; nucleotide-excision repair
Cellular component (GO): cytoplasm; nucleus; nucleotide-excision repair factor 2 complex
Molecular function (GO): single-stranded DNA binding; damaged DNA binding
Source: RefSeq, a predicted model, not a curated record
GCCACGCCCCUCCUCGAUGGCCCCGCCCCCCCGUCGCCUGGCCACGCCCCCACAGGCCCGCGACCACGUGACCAUGGCGAAGAGAAAGGCGGACAGCGGCACGCGUGGCAGCAGGACCCGCGGCUGCGACGAUGCUGACGGUGCGGCCCAGAAGCGGGCGAGCAAGAGGAUCUCGCGCACGGCGAGGGGCCGACGCGGCGGAGCGCGAGGGGGCCGCGUUGAGCCCGCCAAACAUGGAGAGGCCCGAGACUCGGUGGCGACCACGAGCCAGCGGGGAGCAGCGCAGGGCGGCGCGGCGAGCGAGGGCGAAGCGGGCGGCGUGUGGAAGGAGAGGGCAGCCUCUCGGGAGGAGAGGGCAGCCUCUCGGGACGGGGGGCAGCGCGAGGCGGCAAGGGCCGGCGACCGCGUGACGGCAGAGGGCUCGGGCAGGAAAAGAGCCGCGAGUGAGAGCGACAGCGAGGAGAAUGACCUGGAAGGAAAGUCCGACGAAGAGGACUCCUCGUCCGACUCGGAGAGUGAAGGAGAGUGGCAGGAGGUGGACGAGCUUCCGGCAGAAGAGGAGGUGGGCGCCACAAGCUCAGCAGCCGGCAUCGUGAGCAUCGGGCAGGCCGUGCAGAUCGAGAUAGAGACGCCGGAGAUGGCAAAACUGCGUGCUCGCAAGGAGAAGCGCAAGAAGUUGUUUGAGGUCUGGGUGCGCCGCAUGGCAAAUCGCCACAAGAAGGAAGUGCAGCUCGACUUGCACAAGGUGCACCUGCUGUGCCUGCUGGCGAACGGGAUGCACCGGAGCGCCAUCUGCAGUUCCCCCGCCCUGCGAGCGCUGGCGCUGUCGCUGCUGCCCACGCAGUUGGCGUCUUCGCCAUCCACCAAUCACGACCUCGCCUUCCUCGCUCGACUCCUCACGUGGUUCAACUUCAUGUUCCGGGUGGACGAGGAGGAGGAGGAGGUGCAAGGAGGGACGGCGCAGGGGGCCCUGAUGACGGAGGUCCUCACCGCGAGGUUCAAGCGAACGGCACGCUCGGCUGAGGAGCUGUCGCACUUGUUCCUGGUCGUGGUGCGAGCGCUGGGCAUCACCUCGCGCCUGGUGCUGUCCCUGCAGCCGCUGCCGCUCAAGGCCGCCGCCGCCGAACCCAAGGUUGGCAGGUCGGCCCAAACCAAGACGCGCAAGGGAACCUCGAAACGGCAAGAAUCCGCUCGCCAGGGGCCCGGCGACUUCGUAGGCGGUGGUGAUGGAAGUGCGAGGGUGGAGCGAGGGAAACGUGGAGAGGCUCGGAAGAAGUCCUCCUCCACCACCACCUCCCAGAGUGGAGACGUCUCCAAGGCGGAGAGGAUUAAGGAGGAAGGGAAGGGCGAGAAGGUGGAGGAAGAGGAGGAGGAUGAUGGGAAGAUUAGAAAGCGUCAAGGUGCUGGAGAGAACGAGGGAAAGAGACGGUCUCCGAGAGUAUCCGCCCAACAAAGCUCGAAGCCGCAAGCAGGGCGCUACCGAGUCGCGGCGAGCGGCAGCGACGGCAGCGGCAGUGACGAGGACUCGGAAUUCUCCCCGAACUCCGGUGACUCAUCCGACGAGGUCUCAGAUUCAGACGAGGGUGGAGGGAGGAGGAGGAGGUCGGGGAAGUCGAGGAAGAGGCCAUCCUCGCAACAGCGAGGAGCGGCCGGGAAGAGGCCUAAGGGAGAGAAGGAGCCGGAGCUUGCGGGCGACAGCGACAGCGAUGAUUUUGUCGCCACCACGACAACCGGACGGGCGAAACACAAGCGCGCCAAGAUGCAGAGAAAGUCACCGAGCCAUCCUAAAGCUGCGUGGAAGCCUGGGGCAACAUCGACGGCGUUGGCCCCUUGCGACGCGUGGGUGGAGGUUCUCUUGCUGGACGAGGGCCCGCACGGAUGGGCGCCGGUGGGUGCCGCUGCCGCCGGCGGGCGCUGGGUGUGCGUGGAGGUCGCCGGCGCGCAGGCCGACCGGCCGGAGGCGUGCGCGCGACGGGCCACACGGCCCCUGGCGUACGUUGUGGCCUUCGAUGACGAUGGGUGCAUGAAGGACAUCACCCGCAGGUACGACCCCGCGUGGCUCACGUACACGCGGCGGCUGCGCGUGGACACCGAGUGGUGGCAGGCGGCGCUCUUCCCGUUCGAGAGCCCCCACACGCGCCGCGAGCAGCAGGAGGACGAGCAGUUAGAGGCGGGGCUGCUGAUCCGCCCUAUGCCAAGCUCCGUGUCGGAGUUUAAGAGCCAUCCGCUGUACGCGCUGCCACGCCACCUGCUCAAGUACGAGGCCAUCUACCCGCCCGGUGCUGCGGUGCUGGGCACCUGCCGCGGAGAACCGGUCUACGCCAGGGAGUGCGUCCACACCCUGCAUUCGUGCGACACGUGGCUCAAGCAGGCGCGUGUGGUGCGGCUGGGAGAGGUCCCCUAUAAGAUGGUGAAGGGUCAGUCCAACCGCUCGCGCAAGCUGCGCAUGGCGGACCCGGAGAGCCGCGACAAGCCUGACCUGGCGCUGUUCGGCCUGUGGCAAACCGAGGAAUACCAGCCGCCCGUGGCGGUGGACGGCAAGGUUCCCCGGAAUGACUAUGGCAACGUGUACCUGUUCCGGCCGAGUAUGCUCCCCGUGGGCUGCGUGCACCUCCACGCGCCGGGCCUGAACCGCGUGGCGCGCUCCAUCGGCGUGGACUGCGCGCCGGCGGUCACGGGAUUCGACUUCCACGCAGGAUACUCGCACGCCGUUACCGACGGCUUUGUGGUGUGCGAGGAGGUGAAGGACACCCUGCUGGCCGCUUGGGAGAGAGCGCAGGAGGAGGUGGAAAAGAAAGAGAGAGAGAAGAGAGAGAAUCGCGCUUUUGGAAACUGGAAGCUGCUGACCAGGGGACUGCUCAUCAGGGAGCGGUUAAAGCUGCGUUACUCGGCUAACGAUCCCGGCUCCACACAGACAACGCAGGGCGAGGAAGGCACGAGCCAGGCGGCCGAAACCCCGGGGGUCACCCCCGCCAACGACCUGGCAGUGGCCUGGCCAGACUUGGAAGAGCGGGUGCGGUCGUCUGUCAAACGAAACCAGGGGGUGGGGCGGCGUGAUCGCCAGGGCCAGAACUCUCACCUGUUCCCCUUCGAGAAGCUCUAGAGGAAGGAGUGGGACCCCCCCCCCCCCCCACCGGCGCGUGGCCCACACUCGGGCCCCUCAACUCCACUUAAUUUGCGGAUUUUCUUCGUGUGACGUGGCCCACGGCCGAACGAGGAUCGCCACUUGGAAACGUCCAGCAGAUGAUAAUUAGCCCACGCUCAUCAUCUGCUGGAGGGGAAUGUUUCAAACCUGGCAACAUAGCACGAUCGGUGACUUCUGUCACUGCACUGGCCUGACUAUGAGGUGUGUGUGUUGAUGGUUUUGUAUGGCCCAUGAAGAGCGACUGUUGGUCUUUCUCACUCUACAUGUGUUCGGUUUGUGCAACUUCGCGUUGGAAAUGCGGCAAACCUAUUUCUACCCAAAAUUCGCUCUGUGCGAUUUUAAUUCACUAGUGCGACGGCUAUUCAGACGUGGGCAAGCAGCUGUCUCGUGCGCUUCAUUGCGGGUUGGCUGACUGCGGUCCGUGCUUUGGGAUUAUGCUUUGUGCGCCCCUUUUUUUGGAAUUAAUCGACCGUGUAAAGCGAGGGAAACCUGUAAUCCAAAUUCAGUUGCAAGUGAUUGAGCCAUUGAGUUACAUUGUCUGGUAGUCGGUAAAUUGCAGACAAACCGUCUGAAAGUUUAUAUUUGCGGCAGUGGCAAAGUUAUGUUCUCCGUGGUUCUAUGUUCUUAGCUGCAGUCGCACAAAGGAAACGAUUUUAUUCUCCACGUUUGGGUGUGUGUGUGUUCAUGUGCUGUCGCCCGAUAUUUGAAAGGCCUGCUUUGCUCUCAGGGACAGGAUUCCCGACUGCUGCUCUCCAGGCAUGUGCUCACACCUCUUCUGAUCCUCGCCACCGCGAGCAAGAUUGUGCCUUUCGCAUCGUCCCGCGGAAUUCCUCAUUGACGGCGCCACAACUCGGGGGGUCCUGCUAAACCGUGGGUCGGCGAGGGGGGGGGGCUGGUUACUUCUUUGAAUAUUUCCUGGGUCGCUUGAAAACUGGAGCAGGUGGCACGAGUAGCCACAGUCAGUGCAAGUGGUAUACUUGAUGUGGUGUGCCGGGCACGUAAACAUUUUCAAGGUCGCCUACCCGGGACGGACCCGGCUGAAAUGAAUCCCUGGGUGGAACUAUGAAUGUCGAUUAAUAUCGAAUCUAGGGCUCGCGAUGCACGCAUUGAUCCUCGCAUCUAAACUGAUACUGUUGCAGUCACGUGUUGUAUACGCCUCAGACUAAAUCACCCAAAAUGUACCUGUUGAUCAAGUCAGAUGUCAAAAACUAAGCGCUGACCCUGCAUAGGACUUUGCUGAGCGACCUCCUUGCAUAAAUCAGCUCAUCGGCUACUGUGGGGCUACCUGGUGGGCAGAAGGAGACGGCGCAGCAACAUUUAUUAUCGUACCGUGCCGAGGAGCGCGAGGUGUGGUCACGGUAACCCCCAACGCGACCCGCACGACCGUGGUGGAGCCGCUCAUCCAGCAGUGGAUCAACAAGAGGCCCUGUGCGUGCGAAUGUACUGUACCGGUGUUCCGUGUUCACGUGACCCACGCAGCCAAUUGGAUGCUGCUACCGUUCACCGCAGCGUUACAAAAAAUACCCAAAACAUUUCUGUACGAUUCAAAUCGUAACCGUGAAUCGGUGAUCACCCAUCGAAUGGGCGGAGGGGGAAGUCAUUCCAACCCCUCCAGCCACAAGCUGAUAACCAUUGUCAUAGGUCCCUCGUGUUUUGUGUCAACUCGGGAGUUCUCGGUGGAUUCUUUUUACUUUAUGCGGCAUUAUUUGUUAUUGGUUUGUGCUUUUUGUGUGCUUUGUUUUCAUACUUUAUUUAAAAACGACAAAAAAAUAUGCAACAA